UUCGACUUCAAGAAGUUUCGUUUCUACUUUCACUUAUUCUGUUAAUGCUCAACAUGGCGUCCAUGCAAGAAAAGUACGAUACUGCUCUGAUUGGAAUUUUACAGAAUGAAGGACAGAUCGCAAAGUUUUUAGAUGUCAUGUUGGGUUUUCUGUACAGAAGGACAGAUUUUUAUCGGAUUAUGAAGACGGAACACGACAAGCUUGGCUUUCCACCAGGUGUAGCCAUGAAACUUUUACUCAAUAUCUUCAAAAAAUAUGAAAGUCUUGCAGCACAAGAUGAAAUUAAACGACAAAAAUUGCUUCAAGAAAGAGUUUCACACACAGAGGAAACAGAGACAGUCAGGAAAGAAGCAUCGUCAAAGACAAGCAGCCUGUCAUCAGAAACAUCGACAGCUCAUUCACCUCAUCCAAAAUUUGAACAGGCUGCCUCUCCAAGCCAUGAGUUAACAUCAGUUUCAACAAAACCUUUUGCCCCUGCAGAAACAGAAGAAGAAAAAAGACCAUCAGAUUCUCAGAGAGUUGUUGACAAAGCCAUUACAGAUGAAAACAUUUCCUUAAAAAUGGAGGCUGAUAAAAGCAGUCCAACAAGCUCUGAGGAGGAUCAAGAAAGGCAACAGAAGACAUUUCAAGCUAACCCUGAAAGUUACAAUGGUGCUGUUCGUGAAAACUACUCAUGGUCACAGUCAAUCACAGAUGUUGAUAUCCGAGUGAAGGUUCCAAGCACAAUCUCCAAAGGAAAAGAUGUUAAAGUGGAAAUAGGCAAGAAGAGAUUGUUUGUAGGCUAUCGUGGAGAUGCCGGAGAGUGGGUGGAAGCAGUCAAGGGUGAUCUUAUUUGGGAAGUCAAGGCAGAAGAUUCCAUGUGGACUCUCAGCCCAGGACAGCACGUUCAUAUUAACUUAGAUAAAAAGGAGGAGCGAUGGUGGGAAGCAGUGUUUGUUGAUGAGCCCAAGAUCAACACUCGCAAAAUUGACUGCAGCCGUCCAAUUACGGAUUUGGAUGCUGAAGCACAAGCCAAAAUUGAAGAAAUGAUGUACAAUGAACAUCGGAAACAACUUGGAUUGCCCCAGUCUCAUGAGCAGAAAACGUUGGACAUGCUUCGCCAGGCAUGGAAUGCCGAGGGAUCUCCCUUUCGUGGUCAGCCAUUUGAUCCUUCAGCCAUCAGCGUUGAUCCAAGUGGUGUUGUCAAAAUUAAAUAAACUCGUCAUAUCUGUGAUUUUUUUUGACAGCUCUCAUCUGUAUAGGCAGAUUUUACUUGGGAUUGUACUGCCUAAAAAUGGAGGGAUUUCCAUAUCGGCAAACUUUAAAGUGAAUGUGGCCAUGCCAUUCAGAACAUGCAGGUGGUUGUUUUAUGACAGUUUUCUUCCUUUCUGGUUUGGUAAUAAUUUAGAGGGUGGGAGGAGAGGUGAACUGAUCAUUCUGAGGCUGAGAGAGACAGUUUCCUUUUGUCAACCGACACAGUACAGGGAAAUAGUUAAAAUAUUGAACAUAAACCAUUAGUCCCUUUAUACAGGCCAUUUGGGAUGGUAGGAGGAGCAUAAUGCUAGAUAAUACAAUGAUGGAAAGGCUUUGACACACAGGCUGUUGCUGAGCAGUGGAAUGCAGGUCUGACAAUUUGAGAUCUGUCCACUUCUGUCAACAAUUUUUGCCUGCCAGUUCUUCCACCAUCCUUGUCAUUGGCUUCCCUAGUGUGUGCCCCGAAGGAUGGUCUUACUGUGCUGUGUCAAUUGGCAAAACCAGGCAAGUUUGCACCACUUGAACCAUGUUAUAGGAGUAUUCCAACUUUUUAAACUGCAUAGUUUACAUAUACAAAGUUCUCUAAGCAAAAGGCUAUGUUGGCACAAUUUUACAUGCAUUUUUCUAGGCAGCCAUAGUCGUGGUUCUUUAGCCAUUGUAAGCCUAACCCACUAUUUGCUUUGGCUUCAUUAGCUCCUUCAGAUAUUAAAGUACCAUGUUUCACACCUGUGCAAUUUUGGAUGUUUAUUGUUUGUGUCACCAGUGUAUAGCACUUCACAUCAAGGCCAGCCUAAAGAGUAAUGGGCUUUUCAUAAGAGUAAAAUGUAAUGAACAUCUUACAAUAUUCUGUAAAUUUCCCCAAAAUUUUCCUAAUGAAUAACGUUCAAUCUUUUUCUUGUGAUGUCAGGUCACAUCUGAAUUAGAAAGAGUAAAAUCUUAAAGGAGAAGAGAUAAUCUGUUGUGAACUUCAAAACAGAAUAAAUGUAACAAUAACAAUAUAUAUAUAUAUGAUAUUGUCAUCUGGUUUAGUAAAAAGGAAUUCUGUAAAAAUGUAAAUAUUUUACGAUAUUUUUUUGUUGUCAUUAUUAAAGUGUUGCUCUUGUC
This is a messenger RNA of Pomacea canaliculata, 2337 nucleotides long. Its product is annotated as nudC domain-containing protein 3-like. Gene Ontology annotation, cellular component: cytoplasm. The transcript has 8 exons. The record is from RefSeq and is a predicted model, not a curated record. The coding region runs from base 45 to 1196 and encodes 383 amino acids. Gene Ontology annotation, biological process: protein folding. Lineage: Eukaryota; Metazoa; Mollusca; Gastropoda; Architaenioglossa; Ampullariidae.